AUCCCCUGGGAUCCCCGGGAUCUGUUACCCGGCGUUCCCAAAUCCCUUGGGAUGCGGGAAUUCCCGGGGAUUUGGGAUCCCUGCCCGUGGGGUGGAUCCCCGCGGAUCCGCCGCUGAUCCCAUGAUCCCGCAGGACCGGCUCCCCUUCGACCUCAACUUCCACCGCGUCCGCGAGAGAGGGGGUCUCCUGGUGGGAUUCCCGGAGGAUCCCCCCGUGAGCCGCCUGCUGCCCCCGGCCGCGCUGGAAUAUUACAUCCGGCAGUUCCAGAAAUCCGGCUUCAGGGGAGCCCUGAACUGGUACCGGAACAUGCGGGAGAACUGGAGCUGGGCCCUGCGCGCCAGGGGCAGGACGAUCCCGAUCCCGGCGCUGAUGGUGACGGCCGGGAAGGAUCCGGUGCUGAAGCCCGAACUCAGCAAAGGCAUGGAGAGAUGGAUCCCGCGGCUGCAGCGGGGGCACCUCCAGGACUGCGGCCACUGGACUCAGCUCGAGAGGCCGCGGGAGCUGAACGGGAUCCUCCUGGAGUGGCUGCGCAGCCUCGCCCCGGAGCCGCCGCCGCGCCGCCACGCCAGGCUGUGAGCGGCAACUCUCCCGGAAUUGUCUCCUGGAAUUCCAAACUUUUUCCAGGAAUUGUCUCCUGGAAUUCCAAACUUUGAGUGGGAAUUUUUUCCUGGAAUUCCAAUUUUUGAGGCGGAAUUUUUCCUGGAAUUCCAAACUUUGAGUGGGAAUUUUUUCCUGGAAUUCC
Pyrgilauda ruficollis (rufous-necked snowfinch) is the source of this 743-nucleotide messenger RNA. RefSeq names its product bifunctional epoxide hydrolase 2-like. Gene Ontology annotation, biological process: cholesterol homeostasis; phospholipid dephosphorylation. Lineage: Eukaryota; Metazoa; Chordata; Aves; Passeriformes; Passeridae. Gene Ontology annotation, cellular component: peroxisome. Bases 122 to 577 code for a protein of 151 amino acids. Gene Ontology annotation, molecular function: lipid phosphatase activity; magnesium ion binding. The transcript is spliced from 6 exons. The record is from RefSeq and is a predicted model, not a curated record.